CCGCUACAAAUAAAACCCCAAAACCCUCGAUUCCUCAACUCGCCCACCCCUUCUCUCUAGGGUUUUUCCGCCUCUCGGAAACAUCUCUGCGCAACAACCAUGGCGAUACACUCUCUCUCUCGCUCUCUCCCAAAAACGCUAACCCUAGCCUCCUUUUUCUCCCGCUCUUUAGCCACCUCCAAUGCUGCCUCCGUCGCCUCUCGCCCCGCUAUUUCCUCCCUCUCUCUCUUCCGCCCCCUCGCCGCCGCCGGCGUGGCCCUCCGCCGUGUCUCUACCUCGGCUCCGUUGAGAGGGUUUGCGACGCGCGCGACAACGUCGUCGCUCAAUGAUCCGAACCCCAACUGGUCGAACCGGCCACCCAAGGAGACGAUCUUGCUCGACGGUUGCGAUUUCGAGCACUGGCUCGUCGUUGUCGAGAAGCCCGAGGGUGACCCAACCAGGGAAGAGAUUAUAGACAGCUACAUCAAAACCCUAGCUAAGGUUAUUGGAAGUGAGGACGAAGCAAGGAUGAAGAUCUACUCAGUUUCUACUAGAUGCUACUAUGCAUUUGGGGCUCUUGUGUCUGAAGAGCUGUCAUACAAGCUCAAAGAAGUGCCUGGUGUCAGAUGGGUUCUUCCUGAUUCGUAUUUGGAUGUUAAGAACAAAGAUUAUGGAGGUGAACCCUUCAUUAAUGGGCAAGCUGUUCCUUAUGAUCCAAAGUACCAUGAGGAAUGGAUCAGAAACAAUGCUCGAGCGAAUGAGAGAAAUAGGCGCAAUGACAGACCUCGUAAUUUUGAUAGAUCAAGAAAUUUUGAGAGGAGGAGGGAAAAUACUCAGAACCGAGAUUUCCAAAAUAGGCCUCCAAUGCCUAAUCAGAUGCAGAAUCCUGGGCCCAAUAUGGCUGGACCGCCCGAUCUUCAAAAUAGGUCUCCUAUGCCUAAUCAGACUAUGCAGAAUCCUGGGCACAAUAUGGCUGGAGUACCUCCCAACAUGUCCGGAGUACCCUUUAACAAUAAUAUGGGGAGGAUGCCACCCAACAACUUUAGUGGUAUGCCACCCAAUAACAAUAUGGGUGGCAACAACUAUAAUGGGAUCCCACCAAACAACAUGCCGCCCAACAACUACAUGCCGUCGAACUACAAUGGAAUGCAACCGAACAAUAUGGGGGGGAUGCCGCCAAACAUGGGAGGGAUGCCGCCACCUCCAAAUGUGGGAGGGAUGCCGCCGAACAACAUGGGCGGAGGGCCACCGAAUCCAGCAUGGUCUGAUAACAUGCCUAACACAGAAUACCAGAAUAGCUACCCUCCGAACAGGAACAUGGGGCCUGGUGGAAACCGUUACUAAGGUUGUAAUAUGCCCAGAAGAGAGAUGCCCACACCCUCAAGCUGAUUCUUGUAGGCAUGCUGUAGAUAAGUAAGAAGGCUUCGGAUGUUGUCAGGGGUUAUGUUAUAAUGUUCAUCGAUUUUGAAGAUACUAGACAGUAUUAGUUUUAUGUCCUUGGCGCACUGUUGCUCGAAUACCCGGUGGGUUGUUCAAUUGAAAUAUUAUUACAAACUCGAAGGUAGAUCCGAUGUGUUACAUUAUGUUUUGAUAACCUUUUAGGUUCUUUUAAGGUUGACAUAAACGGGCUUUGGAUUGCAAUUUCAUUCAUUUGGCGUUGCCUUUA
Molecule: messenger RNA, 1645 nt
Organism: Corylus avellana
Lineage: Eukaryota; Viridiplantae; Streptophyta; Magnoliopsida; Fagales; Betulaceae
Product: multiple organellar RNA editing factor 8, chloroplastic/mitochondrial
Biological process (GO): mitochondrial mRNA modification; cytidine to uridine editing
Cellular component (GO): mitochondrion
Source: RefSeq, a predicted model, not a curated record